Messenger RNA from Rhagoletis pomonella (apple maggot), 896 nucleotides. RefSeq lists its product as uncharacterized. Bases 96 to 323 code for a protein of 75 amino acids. NCBI's taxonomy places the organism in Eukaryota, Metazoa, Arthropoda, Insecta, Diptera, Tephritidae. The transcript is spliced from 3 exons. The record is from RefSeq and is a predicted model, not a curated record.
AUAAUCGUGUGUAAAAACUCUUUUCAACUAUUAUUUUUCACAAAAUAAUUUUGCGGAUCAGAUUGCCCGGAGCGCUUGUGUUGUUUACCAAGAAAAUGCAGCCCUGUUGGUCUUUAUUUCUGUAUCACAUCGCGGUGAGUUUCUAUUUCUUGGUAAUUCGGUUUGUGAAAUGCAUCAUCAACGGUGAUUGCAAGAACUAUUGCAAUCCCUGCGGUUUUCCUCUUGGUAAAUGCGUUCUGGUCGUGACCAAGGGUGGUGUCCCAAAUCGGCCGGGAAUAAGGCUAUUGUUGCAGAACAAAAUGCCGCAACCACUGCUGUGGUAAAUAUGUUCCAGCAGAACUGCCCACCGCCGUCGGUGUAAUGAUUUCGAUAGCUGAACAAACGCCAUCUCCUGGGCAUUCCCACAGCUUGCCGACACUAGCUAUUAUAUCACGUGUGAAUGCAACUGCGGCUAAAUUUGGUUAUUAACAGUGCAAUAGUACCAUGUCAUUGGCAAAAACAGUAAGGGCUGCUGGCACAUAGAGGUUGUAAAGUUUUUGGUAUCGAUGAACUUACUCGAAGAAGACGAUGGCCGAAAACAUAUGAUGAAACAUCUUCUGGCAAGCCUUUGACAAUCGUUAAGUCAGACGGAGGCUUCGCAUACGAUAUUUCACACAUGGCUGGAAUUCGUUAGCGGACAGAGCACACAUUUACAAAAUAUUUAUCGUUCUGCAGAACGUGCAUGCAUAUUCGAUUCCAGCCAGUGGCUGAAAUGGUAUUACGAUGGCAACUAGCAAAUGAAAGCUGCCAACUAAGUUGCUAUAUUGGCAACUGCAUUCUUGUGGCUGCCGGGAAAUUUUGGUUGAGAUACUUCAUUUCUUUUUUCAACUUUUUUUUAAUUGUACCACCUUGAACUU